Asparagus officinalis (garden asparagus) is the source of this 1125-nucleotide messenger RNA. Its product is annotated as shewanella-like protein phosphatase 2. The record is from RefSeq and is a predicted model, not a curated record. Bases 1 to 1050 code for a protein of 349 amino acids. NCBI's taxonomy places the organism in Eukaryota, Viridiplantae, Streptophyta, Magnoliopsida, Asparagales, Asparagaceae. The transcript has a single exon.
AUGCAUCCUACGCUUACCUCUACCAUUGCCCCUCCCACGACACCGCGCUCCUCGCCGAUCGGCGACUCCACGGCGACCUCCCCAAAUCCCUCCAAACCUAACCCUAGCCUCCAUAUCGACCCUCGCCUCGCUGGUCCGCGCCGCACUCCACCCCGCCGUCAGAUUUCGGCGACGUUGCCUCACCGCGGCGGCGACGAGCUCAAGCUACUUUACCUCCUCCACCGCCUGAAGAUCGAAUCCAAUGGGCGCCUCAUCACCCUCCUCGGCAACCACGAGAUCAUGAACAUCGAGGGCGACUUCCGCUACGUCACCCCUGAAGCCCUUACCGAGUUUGAGAACUGGGGCUUUUGGUUUAAAAAUGGAAUCUUUAUGAAAAAACUCUGCCCUGAGAUUGAAAACCCUGAAAACCCUUUCGCGGGGGUCCCCAAAUCGUUCCCGGGGGUAAAAAGGGAGUAUUGGGAAGGGAUUAGGGCGAGAAUCGCAGCAUUGCGGCCGAAUGGCCCAAUAUCAUCUCGAUUCCUCGCGGAUAAUCAAUCGGUGAUUAUAAUCGGCGAUACUCUAUUUGUUCAUGGAGGUAUCAUUGGUGAACAUGUCAAAUAUGGGUUAGAUAGAAUCAAUGGUGAAGUUAGGGAUUGGAUUAAGGGUUUGAGAGGGAGAUUCUCGCCGAGUUAUAUGAGGGGGAGGGACUCGGUUGUUUGGUUGAGGAGAUUCUCUGAGGGGUAUUGCGAUUGUGAUAGUCUUCAAAAGAUACUGGAGAUGAUACCAGGGGUUAAGAGAAUGGUGAUGGGUCAUACAAUACAAAGCGAAGGGAUUAAUGGGGCUUGUGAGGAUCGAGCUAUAAGGAUUGAUGUUGGGAUUUCGAGGGGUUGUGGAAAUGGGUUGCCGGAGGUUUUGGAGAUUAGCAAUGGGAGGCAGUUGAGGAUUUUGACCGCAAAUCCUUUGUAUGAUGAGAGGAGGUAUAAGGGUUCGAGGGUGAGAGAGGAGAGAGAGGAGGGGCUUGGGAUGUUGGUGAGAGAGGGGAGAAUGAGAGAAGUUGAGACAAAAGCGUAGGAGAGUGAAAUUGUGUACAAUUGAAUGGGUAUUGAAUGGUUGAUUGGAUUAAUAAAAUUUGAUACUUAUUGGCUA